This is a messenger RNA of Tachysurus vachellii, 5241 nucleotides long. It is a transcript of the gene nrxn3a, whose product is annotated as neurexin 3a. NCBI's taxonomy places the organism in Eukaryota, Metazoa, Chordata, Actinopteri, Siluriformes, Bagridae. Bases 163 to 4563 code for a protein of 1466 amino acids. The record is from RefSeq and is a predicted model, not a curated record. The transcript has 21 exons.
CUUCUCUGCUCUUUGACGUCAGUGUCCCGUCUUAAACACAUCUUUUACACGUACACUGGGAUGUACUUUGGAUAUAUGGACCUUUGAACCAAAGCUAUUUUUUCAAUGCUUUCCUAUUGCACAGGAUUAUAAACCCCCCUUAAAACUUCCAGCACUUUCACCAUGACUCUGCUCAGAUACCCGGUCCAGCUGCAGCUGCUGCUCGGUACUGUGCUCGGCUCCUGUUUGGGUUUGGAAUUUCUGGGAGCUCGAGGACAGUGGGCCCGUUUUCUCCGCUGGGACGCCAGCACCAGAAGUGACCUCAGCUUCAGGAUCAAAACGGACGUGUCCACCUCGUUGGUCUUGUACUUUGAUGAUGGUGGCUACUGUGACUUCCUGCAGAUGAUGGUAGUGGAGGGGAAGCUGCAGCUGCGGUUCAGCAUCGACUGUGCUGAGACCACGCUGGUUUCGGGUAAACGGGUCAAUGACAGCAGCUGGCACUCGGUCACCGUAAGCAGAUCCAACCUGCGGACGGUGCUGGGCGUGGACGGAGACAGCAAGGCCGACGAGGUGCGACCUCAGAGGCAGUACAUGAAGAUCGUUAGUGACCUCUUCCUGGGCGGAGUCCCCCAGGACAUUCGCCCCUCUGCCCUGACCUUACCCACCGCCAAGGACCUGCCGCCUUUUAAAGGAGUUAUCAGGGACCUGAAAUAUGGCAACAAGGAGCCUACGCUGCUUAGCAGCCAGAGGGUCCGAAUGAACACGGAGGGCGUCUGCACCGAGAACCCGUGUGAGAACGGAGGGAUUUGCUCUCUUGUUGACGGGGAACCGCUAUGCGACUGUUCCAAGACGGAGUACAUCGGCCGAUUCUGCAGCAAAGAGGCCAACAGCAUCCCAGGCUUGGCACACAUGAUGAUGGCCGAACAAGCCAAGAGCAAAGCACGUGAGGAGAACGUGGCCACCUUUCGCGGCUCGGAAUACUUCUGCUACGACCUCUCGCAGAACCCCAUCCAGAGCAGCAGUGAUGAGAUCACUCUGUCCUUCAAGACCUGGCAGCGUAACGGGCUUAUUCUGCACACGGGCAAAUCGGCCGACUACGUCAACCUGGCGCUGAAGGACGGCGCGGUCUCCCUGGUCAUCAAUCUCGGUUCUGGAGCCUUUGAGGCCAUCGUUGAGCCAGUCAAUGGCAAAUUCAACGAUAAUGCCUGGCACGAUGUCAAAGUUACACGCAAUCUCAGACAGGUCACCAUCUCCGUGGACGGCAUCCUCACCACCACAGGGUACACGCAGGAGGACUACACCAUGCUGGGUUCAGACGAUUUCUUCUACGUUGGAGGAAGCCCGAGCACUGCUGACUUGCCCGGGUCACCCGUCAGCAACAACUUCAUGGGCUGCCUCAAAGAGGUCGUGUACAAAAACAACGACAUCCGCUUGGAGCUUUCUCGGCUGGCACGCAUCGUGGACCCAAAGAUGAAGAUCCAGGGAGAUGUUGUGUUUAAGUGCGAGAAUGUGGCCACACUGGACCCCAUCUCGUUCGAGACGCCUGAAGCCUACAUCAGCCUUCCCAAGUGGAACACCAAGCGCAUGGGCUCCAUCUCGUUCGACUUCCGCACCUCGGAGCCCAACGGCCUGAUCCUGUUCACGCACGGUAAACCGCAGGACAGGAAGGCGACGGGGAGCCAGAAGAACACCAAGGUGGACUUUUUUGCAGUGGAGCUGCUGGACGGGAGUCUGUACCUGCUGCUGGACAUGGGCUCGGGGACCAUCAAGGUCAAAGCUACACAGAAUAAAGUGAACGAUGGGACGUGGUACCAUGUGGACAUCCAGAGAGAUGGAAGAUCAGGUACUAUAUCCGUAAACAGCCGUCGUACCCCGUUCACAGCCAGCGGAGAGAGCGAGAUCCUGGACCUAGAGGGCGAUAUGUACCUUGGUGGACUUCCUGAGAAUCGUGCAGGUCUCAUCCUGCCCACCGAGCUCUGGACCGCCAUGCUCAACUACGGCUACGUGGGCUGCAUCCGGGACCUGUUCAUCGACGGACGCAGUAAAGACAUCAGGCGGAUCGCCGAGGAGCAGAACGGAGCGGGAAUCAAACCGUCCUGCAACAAGGUGACGGGGAAGCAGUGCGAGAGCUACCCGUGUAAGAACAAAGGGGUGUGUAAGGAGGGCUGGAACCGCUUCAUCUGUGACUGCACUGGAACCGGAUACUGGUCCCGUACUUGUGAGAGAGAGGCCUCGAUCCUGAGCUACGACGGCAGCAUGUACAUGAAGGUAGUGAUGCCCACGGUGAUGCACACCGAGGCCGAGGACGUGUCCCUGCGCUUCAUGUCUCAGCGAGCGUACGGCCUGCUCAUGGCCACCACGUCACGUGAGUCAGCCGACACCCUGCGCCUGGAACUGGACGGCAGCCGCGUUAAACUCACCGUCAACUUAGACUGUAUCAGGAUUAACUGUAACUCCAGCAAGGGACCAGAGACACUGUAUGCUGGACAAAAACUCAAUGACAAUGAGUGGCAUACGGUGCGGGUGAUCCGGCGCGGUAAAACCUACAAGCUCACAGUUGACGAUGACGUAGCUGAAGGUCAGAUGGUGGGCGACCAUACUCGCCUGGAGUUCCACAACAUCGAGACAGGCGUGAUGACCGAGCGCCGAUUUGUCUCACACAUCCCAUCCAGCUUCAUCGGCCACUUGCAGAGCCUCAGGUUCAACGGCCUGCUGUACAUCGACCUGUGCAAGAACGGCGACAUCGACUUCUGCGAGCUGAACGCACGCUUCGGAAUGCGCUCCAUCAUUGCCGACCCAGUGACCUUCAAAGCCAAGAGCAGCUACCUGAGCUUGGCCACGCUGCAGGCCUAUACCUCCAUGCACCUGUUCUUCCAGUUCAAGACCACAUCAGCAGACGGCAUCAUCCUGUUCAACAGCGGCGACGGGAGCGACUUUAUCGCUGUGGAGCUGGUUAAAGGGUACAUCCAUUACGUCUUUGAUCUCGGUAACGGUCCCAACCUCAUCAAAGGCAAUAGUGACCGAGCUCUGCAUGACAACCAGUGGCACCACGUGGUCAUCACCAGAGACAACAGCAAUCUCCACACCCUCAAAGUCGAUGCCAAGGUUGUCAAUCAAGUGGUUAACGGUGCCAAGAACUUGGACCUAAAAGGUGAUCUAUUCAUAGCUGGUUUGGGCCCAAACAUGUACAACAGCCUGCCCAAACUGGUAGCCUCGAGGGAGGGCUUUAAAGGUUGCCUGGCGUCGGUGGAUCUGAACGGGCGUCUGCCGGACCUGAUAAACGACGCUCUGUUCCGCAGCGGGCAGAUAGAGCGUGGAUGCGAAGGUCCUAGCACCACGUGUCAGGAGGACUCCUGUGCCAACAUGGGCGUCUGCAUCCAGCAGUGGGAGAACUACACCUGUGACUGCUCCAUGACCUCCUUCACCGGCAUGCACUGCAACGACCCUGGAACGACGUUCAUCUUUGGGAAAGGAGGAGGUCUGAUCACCUACAACUGGCCGGCUAACGAGCGGCCGAGCACGCGCAUGGACCGUCUGACUGUGGGCUUCAGCACCUCUCUGAAGGACGGAAUUCUGGUGCGGAUCGACAGCGCUCCGGGGCUGGGAGACUACAUCAUGCUCCACAUUGAACAAGGAAAGAUCAGCGUCACGUUCAACAUCGGACUGGUGGAUAUCGUGGUGCAGGAGAGCAGCAUGCCGGUGAACGACGGCAAGUAUCACGUGGUGAGAUUCACACGUAACGGGGGCAACGCCACGCUUCAGGUGGACAACUGGGCCAUCAAUGAGCACUUCCCCUCAGGCAACAACGAUAAUGAGAGAUUGCAAAUGGCAAAUAAGAAAAUCCCGUUCAAAUAUGCCCGGCCUGUAGAGGAGUGGCUGCAAGAGAAAGGGCGCCAGUUAACGAUCUUCAACACGCAGGCCAGCAUCAGCAUCGGUGGCGCCGACCGCAGGAGACCGUUUCAGGGCCAGCUCUCAGGCCUCUACUACAACGGGCUCAAGGUGCUCAAUAUGGCCGCUCAGGGCAACCCCAACAUCAGGAUCAACGGCAGUGUGAGGCUGGUGGGCGACGUCCCCGCUGCCGGAUCGGCCCGCACCACGGCCAUGCCCCCGGAGAUGUCCACCACCUUCAUCGAGACUACCACCACCAUGUCCACCACCACCACGAGAAAACACCGCUCGCCACCAACAAUAUCGAGCACGGACGACAUCGUCACGUCAGCCGAGUGCUCCAACGACGACGAGGACCUGGAGGAGUGUAACUUCGAGCACGCAGGUGGGCUAGCGAUCCCCACGGAGCCGGGCGUCAGGCGCAUUCCCGGGGCCUCCGAGGUCGUCCGGGAAUCUAGCAGCACCACUGGAAUGGUCGUCGGGAUUGUUGCUGCUGCCGCUUUGUGCAUCCUCAUCCUCCUGUACGCCAUGUAUAAGUACAGAAACAGGGACGAGGGGUCGUACCAGGUGGACGAGAGCCGCAAUUACAUAACCAACUCGGCGCAGAGCAACGGCACGGUCAUGAAGGACAAGCAGCACGGCUCCAAAGGCAGCAACAAGAAACAGAAAAACAAGGACAAGGAAUAUUAUGUGUGAAAAUGUGAGACGGUGAAACGGGUGACGACGAGGUGUAUCAGGAGCUGCGCUGACGAAGAGAGAGAGAGACGAGAGAGAGAGCGAGAGAGAGCGAGAGAGAGAGAGAGAGAGAGAGAGAGAGAGAGAAAGAUUUUCAUUUUGGCACUGUGCCGAGGCACUGAGCUCUCACACCAACUGUAAUAUAAAGCACACUAUUGUGUAAGCAAACCUUGAUGGUAAAUAGCGACAUUAGUGACCUUUAUUCUUCGAUCCGGUCGACGGCGUUAUCAGUGUAGAAAACUUCACAGCUACAUCCUUAUCCUAAAAAAAAAAAAGACUCUUAAACAGGUAUGUGAUCCUUGGCAUUUUUUUUUUAAAUCCUGUAAAAGAAAAAAAAUCUUUUGCCUGUGAGAGAGACAGAGUGAGAGAGCGAGGAGGAAAAGGAAAAGGAAAAGGAUCGUGGCUUUCGCAAAAGCAUGUGAGCGACGCACCGUGUUCUAAGAGAUGGACAAGAUAUAUAUAAAUACGUAUAAAUAUAUAUAUGUAUAUUGUGUGAAUGAGAACGAAGGACUCUUGCCAAAAAAAAAAAUCUCUAUAUAAAUAACUAUGAAAGAUUUGUAUUGUUUAUACAUUAUAUGUUGUGUCAAUUUUUUUUUUUUUUGGCUCUCAAAAAAAAAAAAAAAAAAAAAAAAAAAAGAG